Molecule: messenger RNA, 3880 nt
Organism: Hydra vulgaris (swiftwater hydra)
Lineage: Eukaryota; Metazoa; Cnidaria; Hydrozoa; Anthoathecata; Hydridae
Product: leucine-rich repeat-containing protein 45
Biological process (GO): cellular response to lipopolysaccharide; regulation of transcription by RNA polymerase II
Source: RefSeq, a predicted model, not a curated record
AAGUAGGUCAUGAAUCGGUUGCGUUUUCUUUGUUCUUUCUGCUUGAUCAAAUAACCGUUAUUUUCGAAGUUUUUCAUACUUUGAGCAUUUCCAUUAUCUGGCUACGAUAAAGAUUACUCAAGCUUUGCACACACGCAAGUUAAGUAAUAUGUAAAAUUAUUAGUCAGUUUAAUAUCAAAGAGGCUUUCAAAAAAAAAAAUCAUUGAAUUAUAAUUCAGAGACAUAUUCCAAAUAAUAUCAUAAUGUUGUUUUUAACAAAAAUAAAUUUACCAAUGUUUAGUUUGGGCUUAAAUAAAGAUUAAAGUUUAUUUUUCACACGUUACUCUAUCUUAACAUGGCAAACGCAUUAAUGCCACAUCGUUUAGAUUUGCAAAAUGAUUCUCUUCGGGAAGUAAUUGAGUGGAACUUUCCAAUGGAACAUUUAAAUUAUACAAAAUUUAAAUACUUAAGCCUGGAAACAGAAAUGAGAAACAAAAUGUGGGAGAAUGAAAGUAAAAGAAAUUUUUAUCAGCAGAUAGGUAUUUCGAAUUCAUCACAAGUUCUGGAUCAAAAUCAAAAUGUAUCAAAUGACAUUACUCAUUUUUCAAAUGAAAACCAUGCAAGCAAUUCAAAUUUAACUUCAAGUAAACCUGGUGGAAAAUUUUCCUCAGCAAAUUUAAGUCAAAAUUAUACAAGUAAUGGUAACUAUCAGACAAGUUCAAAUAUUUCUACAGAUUUUUUAUCAAUAUCAUUGGGAGGAUCUCAACAUAUGACUCCAUCAUUAAAUCUUAUUCAAACUGAAAACUUAAUCCAAAAUGGACAAGAAUACGAUAACAUAUUGAUUUUUAAAAAAAGCAAUGAAAAAGAUAUGAAAAGAAAACUAAUAACAAAUGAUUCAUCUAGUGUCAAAGAGGAAUUGUUAGAAAUGAAGUCAAUAUUUACUAAAAUGGCUGCUCAAACUGAAGAUUUGAUUGGGUUUCCAGAGCCAGUACAUCUUGUUUUAAAGCUAAUAAAACUUGAGUGUAACCUUAAAGAAAAAGAUGCAACAAUAUAUAACCUGGAGACUACAAUAAAAAAGCUAAAACAAGAAUCAGAAAAGCUUAAAGAUGACCAUGAAUUCAAACUGGCCUCCCAACAACAGGAAACAAAAUUUUUAAAAGAAAAAAUUGAUUACAAAGCUGAAAUAGAAGCUUCUCUUAAAAGCCGAAGUAAAGAGACAAAUGAGAAAGUCAGUGUAGAAAGACUUAAUGAACACAUUGAGAGGCUAAAAGAAAAAAUUCAAGAAAUGGAAACAAAUAACAUACACAGUGAACAAAAAUUAAAACAGCUUGCACAUGAUGCAGCCAUUUCUCACCAAGAUCUAGAAAAUAUGCAAGAAGUUAUUAAAAAUCUUCAGUUAAAUGAGAAAUCCCAUAAGAUUGAAAUAGAGAGAUAUAUAGCCAUAGAAAAAGAAGGUCUGGAGCGGGAACGUCAAGACAGAUAUCUUUUGUUGGUAGAGCAAAACAAACUAAAACAUAAAGUGGAAAAACUUUCGGAGAACUGUAAGUCGUACCAGAUGAAAAAUGAAGAGUUAUGUCGUAUACAGAAUGAACUUGAGCAAGAGUGUGAUCAAUUUCGAAAGCUUAAAAAAAUGAUACAAGAUCACGGUUUACCAAACCAUGAACAGCUUAUAAUGUUGCAGCAGCAGACUGAAAUGUUUAAAGAUGAUGUCUUAACUGAGCGAAAAGAUCGUGAAAGAGCACAAGCACAACGUGAAAAAAUGCGUAGAGAUCUUGAAAUUCUUCAGAGUAGAAAUCAAUCAUUACAAGAACAAGUAUAUAAAUACCAAGAACACAUCAUGAGACUUAAUACUGGUGAUAGAAGAAUCCUUCAAAAUCAAGAGUUUCUACAAAUGGGACAUCAGGUGACACGUUACAAACCACCCAGCUAUCCUGCAGUGAAUAGUUGGGAUCUGGACACUGAGUUUGCUGGUAACAAGGGAGGUAACAAAUUUGCACGACAGUUAAGUAGUCCUGCUUAUUUUAAUCCAAAAAUUCGAAUGGGGACAGACAUGGCUUCAAACUUGUUAAAAAAUUCUUCUGCUGUGAGCCAAGACUUAACAAGUCCUGUUUUAAAUGGACGUCAAGGUUCUCCAGUAAAUGAUCCUUCUUUAUCAAGACAAUCAAGCUUGAAUGGAUUCCCUAAUAAUGUUAGAGGAAUCUCAAGAAGGCCUCAAAGUUUUGGUGAUAUAACUGACUUUGAUCAAUGGUCACAAGCACAAGGUUUGAAUCAGCAAACUCGAAAUCCAACAGCUGCAAUAAACCGUUCUCCAAGAUCUCCAUUACUGGGACAAAGCAAUGAUCCAUGGAUGGUUCCUCCAUCAAAUGUUCCAAGUCAAGUGAAACAAGUUGGUCAAGGUGGAUCAAAUGAAUUUAAUUAUGUAAACAACAUCUGGUCUCAGCAUGCUCCUACAUUACCAGUUAUUUUUAAUGGUGAAAACUUAAAUAGUAAUAAUAUAGUAAGAAUGCCAUCUACCUUAAACUGGCAACUAAAUGAUAAUCAGUAUCCAAAUCACUCCAAUCGAAUUAAUAGUCCAUAUGGUGGGCAAUCUGAUAGGCUAAACUCACUUAAAAAUUUUCAAGGUAUUGAUACAUGGUCAACCUGCAGUGAUGAUAUGAAUAACAUAGGUGGUAGUCGCACAGCAACUCCGGUGUCUAAUCAAUCAGACUUUGUUAUUAAAGAAGAUAGAGAAAAUCAUGAGAAUGGAUCAAGAAUUCCAGCUGGCUUUCAAUGUGGCAAGUGCAGUGCACGCUACCACGAUACAGAAGCAUUUCGAAGCCAUGUCGAAAAAUGUUUUAAUAACUCCUAAAAAAUCAUACAAUGCGAAUAACGAAGAAUCGACGAAGAAUUCUUAAGAAAGCUAUUUUGGAUAGUUUUUCCUUUUGAUUUAACUUUAAUGUUUUUUUUUAUAAAGUUUACCUUUUAAUUUUCUUUAUAGAACUUCAAAUUUUGUUUGAAGUAUUCAAUAGAACAUAGAUUUAUUUGCUUUAAAAUAAAUAGAUAGAUAUCUAUAUAUAACAAAUAGAUAUAUAUAUAUAUAUAUAUAAACUUUUUCAGUUUCAAUUUUCCCUCAUUAUUAUAAAAGUAUAGUAAAGAAUUUAUGAAAACUUUUUUUGUAAUAUAUAAGCAUAGUUUUAUGACGCCCAUUUUUUAAUAUAUAUAAAGGAAGGAAUGCACAACUGUUAUCAAAAGGAUACCCAGAAGAAAAAAGCAGAUUUAAAUAAAACGAGAUAGUCGGCUCAUUUCUGCUAGGAUGUCCUCUUGUUCAUAUGUUGUACAUUUCAAAUAUUGUUAGCGAUAUUUUAUCGUACUUUAAUGCACGUCAUUUUUACGAAGAUUUUUUUUUCGAAUGAAUUUAUUGAUUUUUUUUGCGACUUAUUUAAUUAUAUUUAUAUUUUCUACAUCAUUUCAAUAUAAAAAAGCAUUUCCGUGGCAAAAAUUGGAAUUUUUAGUAUUUUUUUAUCUUUAUUUUUAUUUUUUGAAUUUUGUUUGUAGUUAAAAAUAAACGCGUUCGCACGUUGCGUAUAUGCAUUGCAUUAUUUUUUCUUUCUUUCUUUUUAUUAAAAAAUGUUAUUGACCUAUUAAAAUUGAAACCCGUUUCUACUAAUUGAAAUUUUUCUGAGAGGUUUAUUUGUUAGAAUUCGAAUUGCAAUUCAUAAAUAAGCGAGUUUCUUAUAUUUUGGUUCCUUUGUUAGUAUUUGCUUUUUUUGUAAAAUAGAUUACAGCGCUAUACAAAUUGUAUUUAACGCAGUUUUUUGUGUAGAUUUUUUCUUCAGAGUUUUUUGAAAUAUAUUUAGAAAGAAAAUAAUAGAUUAAAAGAUAUUAUUAAAUAAUAUUUACAGUUUUAAAAGUGGCAAUUUUU